Molecule: messenger RNA, 1522 nt
Organism: Aspergillus uvarum CBS 121591
Lineage: Eukaryota; Fungi; Ascomycota; Eurotiomycetes; Eurotiales; Aspergillaceae
Product: NAD(P)/FAD-dependent oxidoreductase
Exons: 2
Coding region: 250-1476 (408 amino acids)
Cellular component (GO): cytoplasm
Molecular function (GO): oxidoreductase activity
Source: RefSeq, a predicted model, not a curated record
AGGAUAUUCGCAUUUAUUACGAGUGUUGUAUACGGCAACUUAGAACGACGCGAGGAUUAUAGAGGCUGCCCGAAGCGGCCACGAAGUAUACAGGACAUAUCCCGUUAGGUAUCUUAUGACGAUAGCGAUGACGGUGAUGCUUCUAUAUAAAUCCUCGAACAACUGCAAGUAAAACCAUCCUCGAUCUAAUAUUCCGCAAUUAGGCUGAUCGUUUCUAUUUCUCUUUUCUUUUCUCGAAAUUUGGCCGCAAUGUCUACCAACAACCUUCCUCUUCGCCAGCACUACGACGUUGUGAUUGUCGGCGGUGCCACCAGUGGCUCCUCCAUCGCCUGGCAUCUGGCCACAAAUCCAAACUUCAAGGGAUCAGUGCUCGUUGUUGAACGGGAUCCUUCGCUAGAGUACUCUGCCACCAAGGCCAGCAACAACUGCAUGCGCCAGCAAUUUGCAACCGCCAUCAAUGUUCAGAUUGCGCAAUACGCUGCCGAGUUCGUCAAGCGUUUCGGCAAAGAGUUUCCUCCAGAUCCCCGCGACGUACCCUUUAUCCCUUCCAUUCGCAGCUUCGGAUACCUCUACUUAUCUGAUUCGUCCCAGUUCACGGACGUACUGAAGAGAGACCAGGAGCUGCAGACUAGUUUGGGAGCCGGCACCCAGAUCAUUUCAAGAGCGGAAGUCCAGCAAGUGUACCCCUUUAUGUACGUCGACGACCUUGACAGUGCGAGUCUGAAUCUUGUCGAUGAGGGAGCAUUCAAUGCCUGGGGUAUGGUGCAGUGGCUGCGUCGCACCGCCCAGGAUAACGGCGUGGAGUACAUCGCGAAUGAAGUCGUCGGUGCCGACUUAGAGGACACGGGUACGCGCGUGCGAAGCAUCAAACUACGAACUGGAGAGCAUAUCAGUGUUGGCACCUUGGUCAAUGCUGCAGGAACCCGCGCUGCUGCGGUCUCAGAGAUGGUGGGCAUUCCCAGUCUGCCAAUCGAAGCUCGGCGGCGUUAUACCUACAUCUUCUCGGUCGAUGAGAGCCUGACCCAGGAUCUUCCCCUAACCAUCGAUCCAUCGGGCGUCCAUCUCCGCUCCUACGGCGCCAAAGACUACCUCGUCGGCUGCCCUCCCAUCGGCCCCGACACUGCGGUUGAUGCAGAUGAUUUCAGCUUCGCAGAGAACGUAUGGGAGGAGAAGAUGCUCCCGGUUAUUACUCGCAGGGUUCCUCAGUUUAGCACAGCCCGUGUGACGGAUGCGUGGAUGGGCCAUUACGAGUUCAAUACGUUCGACCAUAAUGCCAUUGUGGGACCACACAGUCAAGUCCGCAACUUUCUUUUCUGUGUGGGCUUUUCUGGGCAUGGUAGUCAGCAGGCACCGGCUUGUGGGCGUGGUGUUGCGGAGUUGAUUGUCUACGGACACUUCCGGACUCUGGAUCUCAGUGUGCUUUCGUUCAAGCGAAUCAUCGAAAAUCGGCCCCUGACAGAGCGAGCAGUAAUUUAGAGCCAUCGUGUGAGCUAGCUUAGCCUUAUCUCGUACUUACAAGAGC